UCUAGCCCCCUCCCCCGGCCCUUCCGGCCGCCCCGUCUCGGUGGUUCCGGUCCUCCAGCCCCGCCCCCCCGCCCGGCUCGCGCCGCCGAGUCCCGCGCGCCGCCGCCCGGGUGCCGGGGGUCUCGCUGCGGGCGCGGGCAGGAUGGCGCAGGAGGGGCGGGCGCAGUACGAGCCGGUGGCGGAGAUCGGCGUGGGCGCCUACGGCACCGUCUACAAGGCGCGGGACCUGCAGAGCGGCAAGUUCGUGGCCCUGAAGAAUGUGCGGGUGCAGAUGACGGAGAACGGGCUCCCCCUCAGCACCGUCCGCGAGGUGGCCCUGCUCAAGCGCCUCGAGCACUUCGACCACCCCAACAUCGUCCAGCUGAUGGACGUCUGUGCCACCGCGCGCACGGAGCACGAGAUCAAGGUGACGUUGAUCUUCGAGCACGUGGACCAGGACCUGAAGACCUACCUGGACAAGGCGCCCGCGCCCGGGCUGCCCCUCGACACCAUCAAGGACCUGAUGCGUCAGUUCCUCUGUGGCCUCGACUUUCUCCACUCGAACUGCAUCGUGCACCGGGACCUCAAACCCGAGAACAUCCUGGUGACCAGCAGCGGGCAGGUCAAGCUGGCCGACUUCGGCCUGGCCCGCAUCUACAGCUGCCAGAUGGCCCUGACCCCCGUGGUGGUGACGCUGUGGUACCGGGCGCCCGAGGUGCUGCUGCAGUCGACCUACGCGACGCCCGUGGACAUGUGGAGCGUGGGCUGCAUCUUCGCCGAGAUGUUCCGGAGGAAGCCACUUUUCUGCGGUAACUCGGAGGCCGACCAGCUGGGCAAGAUUUUUGACAUGAUCGGGCUCCCCGUGGAGGACGAGUGGCCCCUGGACGUGGCCCUGCCCCGCUGCGCCUUCACCGCCCGGCCCCCCCAGCCCGUGGAGGGCUUCGUCCCCGAGAUGGAGCCGUUGGGGACCCAGCUGCUGCUGGAGAUGCUGACCUUCAACCCCUACAAGCGGAUCUCAGCCUACGACGCCCUCCAGCACCUCUACCUCCAGGACCGGGGGGCGGGCGAGGGGUAGCGGCCGCCUGGGGGGGGGGGGCACUGGGACUGGAUUGGGGGGGGGGGGGGCACCCCACUGCACCCCCCCGCGGUUACAGACACAGGGAACGGAGCCGUUCCCAGCCCCGGGGGCGUGCGAGGGGCUCGCACGGGGUUUUGCUCCCGCUGAGUGCCUUGGACAUCCCCCCUCCCCCCCUUGCACGAGGAGAGUGUAAGGCCCUCGUGCAAGCAGGAUGUGCCCCCCCCCGCAAUCCUUGUGCAAGAAGGAUGUGCCUCUCCCACACCCCCCCGUGACUUGGAGGGACGUGAGCCCCCCCCCGUCCUCGUGCGAGAAGGAUGUGCCCCCCCCAUCCUCGUGCAAGGUAGAAGGACGUGAAACCCCCCCCCCCCAAUCCUCGUGCAAGCCGUGUGCAAGGGAAGGCGCCGCUUCUCUGCACUGGUGCUCCGCUCGCACGACGGAGCCGGGGGAAUCGGGGAGCCCUCGUGCAAGGGCUGGGGGGGGCAGAGAUGGGCACCCCACUUCUCUGCUAAUAAAGGGGGGUGGGCAGCACCCCAGCCCCCACCCGC
This is a messenger RNA of Grus americana (Whooping crane), 1602 nucleotides long. RefSeq names its product cyclin dependent kinase 4 (gene CDK4). Gene Ontology annotation, molecular function: ATP binding; cyclin-dependent protein serine/threonine kinase activity; cyclin binding. The transcript has 8 exons. The record is from RefSeq and is a predicted model, not a curated record. Gene Ontology annotation, cellular component: nucleus; cytoplasm; cyclin-dependent protein kinase holoenzyme complex. Bases 143 to 1054 code for a protein of 303 amino acids. Gene Ontology annotation, biological process: regulation of gene expression; signal transduction; protein phosphorylation. Lineage: Eukaryota; Metazoa; Chordata; Aves; Gruiformes; Gruidae.